Mercenaria mercenaria is the source of this 1224-nucleotide messenger RNA. Its product is annotated as zinc finger protein 862-like. The transcript is spliced from 6 exons. Bases 247 to 963 code for a protein of 238 amino acids. The record is from RefSeq and is a predicted model, not a curated record. NCBI's taxonomy places the organism in Eukaryota, Metazoa, Mollusca, Bivalvia, Venerida, Veneridae.
CUUCUCAUAAGACACCUGUACUGGUUUAUCCAGGAAGCAGACCCAAAAGUGACUCGAUCAGUUCAAGCUUUCUUCACAAUCGAGUUAAAAUAAAUUAGUAUAAACUAAUAUUGCUAAAGUUUUACUUUUCCAAUUUGUCUGUUAGUGACUAUCUAAUUAUGUCACUGUUUUAUGUGGUUGUGAGCAUUUUUUAUUGUAUAUGUAUUAAUAAUAACUGCUUUUAAAUCUUAGACCAGCACACAAUUAAUGGGAGUGAAGAAUGUGCCUAAAGCCGACUCAACCCAUAUUUGCCAGGCCAUUACAAGUCUUAUGACUGAACGUUAUGAAGACAGCUGGAGAAGUAAAGUAGUUGCUGUGGGAUGUGACGGUGCUUCGGUGUUGUUAGGCAGUAAAAAUGGAGUGGUGCAGAAACUUAGAGAGGAACUUGACAACCCCUAUAUCCAUGCUAUUCACUGUUCAGCUCACAGGUUAGAACUGGCAUACAAGGAUGCAGUGAAGAAAUUAUCAACAGCUACCCAUCAGAAAUGUGAAGCUCUUCUUUUGAACCUGUAUCUUUUUUACAAGUACAGUUCCCUUAAUAGAGCCAAUUUGAUGUUGUCUUACAACAGCUUGGGUAUUAAAUCUAAAGUACCAACCAGAGUAGGAGGAACAAGAUGGCUACCUCAUACUAAGCUUGCUCUCACAAACCUAUCGUAUGGUUAUGAUGCUAUUGUUCAGCACCUGGAGCAGCUACAAAAUCCAGGUGAUGCUGCUUCUAGAAAGGAUUCAGCAGCCAAGGCCAAAUCUUUCUUGAAACUCCUUACUGAUAAGAACAUGCAACUCUGGUUUCCCUUUCUGCUGGAUGUUGUGGUGUGUCUGAGUAUGGCAUCAGAAGCAAUACAAAAAGAGAACUCAACUCUUGCCGACAUUUGGAAUGAACUUGAAUCUGCAAAAACUAUUCUCCAGAAGUAUAAAAGAAGUUGAUUUUGGAGACAGUGCUAUUGCUGACAGUGUUAAAGUCUGUGAACCUGCAUUGAAGAGAGCAGUUCCAGACAUAGAUGUUGAAGCCAUAGAACCCGAGUGGUCAAGACUGAAAACAGAGGUGUAUAACAGUAAGAAAAAAAUCCAGUCUUUGACUUGGUCUCAACUGUAUGAUACAAUGAGCUCGAAGUAUUCAAAUCUGCUUACAUUGGUCACAUAUUUGCUGUGCCUGCCAUCCAGCUAUGUUGAUGCAGAAAGAGGAUU